Molecule: messenger RNA, 267 nt
Organism: Gambusia affinis (western mosquitofish)
Lineage: Eukaryota; Metazoa; Chordata; Actinopteri; Cyprinodontiformes; Poeciliidae
Product: ADP-ribose glycohydrolase OARD1-like
Exons: 4
Coding region: 1-267 (88 amino acids)
Biological process (GO): peptidyl-glutamate ADP-deribosylation
Source: RefSeq, a predicted model, not a curated record
AUGGGAGCAGGCAUAGCGGUGAUGUUCAAGAAGAAAUUUGGUCGAGUCUCAGAGUUAAAGGAGCAGAAGAAGCUGCCGGGGCAGUGUGCUGUCCUGACACAUGAUCAACGUUUCAUCUACGUUCAAAUCACAAAGAAAAAAGGCAACCAGAAACCCAUGUUUGUCAACCUCAGACAGAGUCUGGAAGACAUGAAAUCUCACUGCUUACAAAAUGGUGUCAGUAGGAUAUCAAUACCCCUAAUUGGAUGUGGCCUGGACCAGCUGUAA